UUUAUUUGAUAAAAAUAAUAUACGACAACUGUAAUUGACCGAGGUAUAUACAAUACACAUUCAUUAUACGACAUCAACUGAUCCAGGUAUAUUCAUCUUGCGAGUUCGUCCGUAUAUAUAAACAUAAUAUCAUAAACCUGGUACAUGCAUUACAGUACAAUGAACUAGACCACAUAAUUUAAAUGUUGAUAGUAUCGCUGCCUUGUUUGCUAUGCUAAACGCUUAGGAGUAUCGCUGCCUUGUUUGCUAUGCUAAACGCUUAGGCCUCCGAUUUAAUUUAGGUCAACUAUGAUGCAUUUAUAACUUUAUCUGUAGCUUCAUCCUAUUUCUAGCCGACUGUUAUACGCUUCGGGCUAAUGCAUCGCCUUGAAUUGUAUAGGCUAUACGCGAGGAAGCAACCAUAAAUUAUUGAUAUUUUAGUGUACCCGUAUUAAAUCACCUGCACAGGCUUUAUGUCAUACCGCCAUAAUAAAAUCAGUUAAACUAGCCAUUUUUUUUUAUACAAAACACAUAGGCCCUACUUGGCCUUAAUCUUUAUCAUCAAUAUAACGCAUUGCCAUAAACUUAAAAUGAGAUUUGACAAUAUUCAAAAGUACCCGAAACUGUGAAAAUAGCCAGUUGACAGCCGGGUCCUCCCGUAAAUCGGUGAUCGAUGGCACUGAUAAGCCAUCAUCAUUAUGCUGAUAAAGCUUAUUAUAAGAAUGAUAAAAUCAGGAAAUUAAUGUUUUCAAUAACCAAUCGUUGCAAUCGAUUAUAGUAUGAAGAGUGUUGCAACCUAUAUAAGGGAGUAUAUUGAGAGAUACGUAGCAGUUUCUUCCGCAUACAUUUAUCUGAAUGUGAAGGUAGGCCAACAACGCUAGUAUGUAGUGGGUGUAUUUUGUCGAGCAUUUCUUUCAAUUAAAUGAGAUAUUAAGAGUUGUUUGAAAGUAAGGCAUACUUACCACGGGAAUAUUAAUGGUUUAUAGAUGGCGAGAAAAACUAACAACUCAAAGCAAGGUCAGUCGAUGACGUCAUUUCAUUACGUCACCAUUCUGGCCAUUCUGUCCGUCCUUAACGUCUCGUUCUUUUUCGGCUUUGGGUUUUCUCCGACGACUUUUCGGUGCUCCACCGACCUGGUGAUGGAGUCUGUCAGCGUCUAUCUGGACGGGAAUGGUGCGCCGGUUAUUGAGCGUCUGCUGCAGGACUCUUGUGGAAAGCCGUCGAUCGGCGCCAUCCGCGAGCUGGACCGCUCCGUCCGCCAAUUGAUUUCUCAUUGCAAGAAUACCACAGAUAAACGCUCGCUUCCAGUGAGCAAGGAGCCUACUAUAACAGUAUUCACUACAUUCGCAGACCACCUUCAUACAAAUACGGAAAAAAUACUAGUGCAUAAUAAUACAAUUAAGAACUGGGCAAAACUGCGUCCGCGUGUGAACUUGAUUUUAUUCGUAAAUGAUUCUCUAUGGGUGAAACCAAGCAAACAACAUGGUUGGGAAACCAUUGAACUAUCAGAUGAAGGAAACCGUCCACCAGUUUUAAAGGAAAUGUUUUCUAAGGCGAUGAAACGUUUUAAAACACCAUGGUACGGAUAUGUUAACGGGGACAUACUGUUUACUAGUGAACUUCUUGACAAUUUGGAUUUUUUCACAAACACAAGGAAUGUUACUGCAGACAGAAUCAUGUUGACGGGAAGGCGGACCAACAUCGACAAACUCUCUCUGUUAGAUCCCACGUCGGACGCCAAUCUCACAGAAACUGCCCGGAUGUACGGAACCCUGUAUCGGGAAGACGCCGAGGAUUUCUUUAUUACGACUCGAGUGUUCCCAUGGGAACACAUCCUGCCCGUUGUCGUCGGUCGCCCUGGAUACGACAACUGGCUGGUGCGCGAGGCGCGCUGUAACCUACAAGUUGACGUCAUCGAUUUGUCGAAUACGUUACUAGCAGUGCAUCAGACGACUAUGAAGGGUGGAAACCAUGAAGGACAUAUGCAUCCGCUUAGUAAUUACAAUUUUGAAGUGUUUAAAAAGAAUCAAUUGACGCCCAAUUUUCUUGCAGGGAUAACAGACUGCAUACCGUUCUUUACUUACUAUGAUUUCUGUAAACAAAUCCAAGUUGCCAAACAGACAAAUUUUGGACAUAGAUGCAGUUGCCAGUUUAGAUGAUGCUGCCUCACUCUAGGCUUUCUAAUACAUUUGUGUCGACGUUACAUCAACGCCAAAGUUUUUCCAUACAUCUUUUUCUUUUCAUUCCGGUAUCACAUAUACAUGUAUGUACUUACUAGUAUUGUCUAUUUGUUUCUAUGAAAUAUGGAUUACAACUAGAGAAAAAUAUCUGAAUAGAAAUUAUAUUCUCCCACCUCAGAUAAGUAGAUCCAUUAAUUUAGCCAUGCUAGAAAUUCUUAUCUUGCCCACGGGCGAAGAUAAAAUGCCCGUAUGGAACUUCUUUUUUAGUGGUCACCACAUUGUAAUUACCUCCCUUGUUGAAGACUGUCGUCUGUAGCGCAUCAUGGAAAACUUGUCUUGUGGCAAUAUUUAGAACGCUAUUUUAUUAUUUCUCGCUUCAAAUGUCACCAGAAAACAGUUUUCACGCACCUUUCAAGAAAUAAUGCUUCACUCUUCUUAAAACUAUUUAAAGACCGGUCAGACCAUUAACACACUCUGAAUCACUGCGCGAAUAUCCAUGACAACCACGAAUUAUCGCAUAUCCGUACGCAAUUAUUUUCACUAAGCACAAAAGAGUUCCAGCAAAAAAAUACAUUUUAACUAAAUUAUGUUUAACUGAGGUGGAAGAAAAAGCAUCUACCAUAGCCGCUCGUGUAAGAUGGGUUCAUCCCGACCCUCACACAGGGUGUUUUGCGGAAACUCGGUAAACCGCAAAACACCCUACGCUCGGGUCGGAAUGAACCUAUCUUACACUCUCGGCCAUGGAAGAUACUUAUACACAUAUGUUUUCCGGUAACGCCAAAGUAUGGAUAUUUGUAAACGAAAUAGGGUUUCAAGUAUGUUACACUAUUUUCGUGAAUGUGAUAUUAUUCGCUUCAAAAACAACACGCCUUUGAGAAGUUUGAGUCUUGAGAUUUACAGUGUUAUGAUAAAGUGCCUUUUAAUCGGUAUGAGUUCAUCAUAACUAAUGUUUUGGUUCUGUGAAUUUGGAGCCCUGGGUGCAGCAGACGUUUGUUCGGUUUGUCAUACUGUACUCAGAAGUAAACAUAGGCUUGACUUGUUGACAGAUAGGAUCAAAUAAUUGACUACAAAUGUUGCAUCACCAAUGUACCUUAAUUUGAUUUUUUUUGUGGUUUUAGGUUUACAAUAUUUUUUACAUGUAUUAUCAAUAUUUCAAAAUUGUUACUCGGGUCUACUUUCAGUGACGUGCAGAUAAAAAUCUGCAUAAUGUUUUCAUAUUUUGCCAAUACAUCGAAUGGUAUAAUAGUUGAGAUUGCCCGGUGUAUUGUGUAUCAGCCUUAUAUCCCCAUUCUUAUGUCCUUAAUAUAAUGGCAUAAUGUUUCCGUUUUCAUUUAAGUAAAUAUCUUUAAUAAAAUGUAUUGAAAUUAAAAUUGAUUUCGACUGCGUUGAUUGUUUAGUAAAUCCAAUUUCCAACUCGAGUGUAAACAGAGUCAUUAUUUUUCAUCUAAGGCCUAAAAAAAAAUUGUUUGGUUAGGGUUACAUCCUUUUCAAAAAUAGGUAGGGUAGGUAGGCUUUUUUUUUUUUUUUUUUUUUUUUUUAUUAGGCUUUAUAUAAGAAUGUCAUUUUCAUCAUUGGAGAAUGGUGUUAAAGUUAUCUUCUAUAUAAGCAAUUAAGGUUUUAAACUACAUAUUAUUUUUUUUAGUUUAGUUUUUUCCUUUUUUUUUCAAACUGACUAUAAAAACGUUAGGGUCGGCGCCUAUUCCGUAGGUAGGGUCGGGUAACCCGAACCAAAUGUAUUUUUUUUUUAGGCCUAAAAAGAAACCAAUCUUUAGUUGGUUUAUGAUUUCCAAAACGUCCAUUGGAUCGUGUUGUUGAAAAAGCACGAGAUGUAUUAAAUACAUAUUACAUGUUUGAAGGACUUUGUGCAAUGUUUGUUCUUAAUUGUGUUUGGAUACCAUGGUGUAACAUUUUAUUUUCAUUUACAGCGGAAACUCGAUAUGUUGAGUGGACGUGGUCUCGAGAAAUGCCUCGUAAUAACGAGUAUUCGAUAUAUCCGAAAUAAUAAUUUCAAAUUGGACCAAUGUAUAUGACAAUACUCUUUCAUUGUCUUCAUUUAAUAUAAUGAUUAUAUGAAUACCUCGAUGAGGAAUACUCAUGUUUGACCAACGUAAUAUAAUGAUUAUAUGAAUACCUCGAUGAGGAAUACUCAAUGUUUGACCAACGUUUCUUCCAGCAUGUUGUUGUACAUUUUUUGAACGCAUCGAUUACAUUUUAUUUCAUGUAUGUAUAUAGGCCAUAAAUAGUCAUGCAGUAUUGCUUUUAUGUUUCUACAUGUACAUGGAUUUCUACUGACCGUUUAAUGUUGGAGAAUAAAUUGUGAAAAACACCAA
Messenger RNA from Mya arenaria, 4489 nucleotides. RefSeq lists its product as uncharacterized. The coding region runs from base 966 to 2138 and encodes 390 amino acids. NCBI's taxonomy places the organism in Eukaryota, Metazoa, Mollusca, Bivalvia, Myida, Myidae. The record is from RefSeq and is a predicted model, not a curated record. The transcript is spliced from 2 exons.